Messenger RNA from Aspergillus uvarum CBS 121591, 954 nucleotides. RefSeq lists its product as uncharacterized. NCBI's taxonomy places the organism in Eukaryota, Fungi, Ascomycota, Eurotiomycetes, Eurotiales, Aspergillaceae. The record is from RefSeq and is a predicted model, not a curated record. The transcript has a single exon. Bases 149 to 769 code for a protein of 206 amino acids.
GCAACAACCAGCCGGUGUGGUGUAAUGGGUGACUAUACACCUCGGGCCAUGACGUCGGCAAAUUAUUUCUUACCUUGUUUCACUUCCGCCGCCGCAUUUGCCAGCACGCCUACUAUUGGGAUCAUCACUUCAGCAACAUUUCGCUGGUAUGGGUAAUUGGAAAACAUUUAAAUCCAGGGGUUUUUGUUGGAGAACCACCUGGACCAUUUUCCAGUACCUGGCAGGCUUUCUUUUCGUUUCCUGGGGCCUUGAAAUCGUACGCCUGCCACGAUAUAAGCUAGAAAGGAUAACUCUAUACCAACAAUCGCCGAUGUGGUGUAACUUGGAAAACAUCCCGCCCGUCCUAAGGAGAUCUGGUCGAGCCCCAGCACUGGCACUUUCUUUUUUUCGCCCUGCCAAAUUGUUUAGCUACGAUCGGUAUAUGUCUCAAGUUCGAGCGCGUCGCCUUCGGUCGUCCGUAUGGUGCACCGGGUUGGCAGCACGCCCUCCCCAGCUGGCUGUCUGGGUUCGAGUUCCAGCGGCGGCGGCCUUCUUCUUUUGCUCGGUCCUUCGCAGCUUCCCAGAAAAGCGGUAUAUUCUGAGACAACCACGCGGAUUUGAAUCACAGGAAAGAGCGCGAAAGAUAGCCAGGUCAGUGUCGCUUGUUGCCCGCACCCUCACUAAACCAGUAAACACGCAUGAGGGCGAGCUUUGUGCCUUCUCUGCAGCUCGCACCUGCAACGAGUCCGCGCUCGAGAGCAAGGGCCGUCUAGGCGGGGGCCCGACUUAGGCUACCAGCAUCGGCAGCCGGCUCACAAUCGCUGGGGUGGUGUAACUGGUAACACGCCUCUCGUCAUGAGAAGAGCUCUGGGUUCGAAUCCCAGCCUUGGCAACCUUCUCUUUUGGCCUCUUUUCAGCUUUCUCUUCGUCAUCAAUACGCGCGCGAAGCCCUCGAAUGUCAAAAAUCAACAUUGA